AAACUUAAAAAGGGCCGCCAGCGGCAGCGGCAGCUCCUGGAGAGAAAACCCUAAUAACGGAACAAGGAUUGGGAAAUGUUUGGUGGCGGGGAUAGCGAAGGGGUGGGGGGGCGAAUAAGCAGCAUGUUGGGGGGCGGGGGAGGGCAGUGGGGGCCGGAGGAGACUCGAGAGCUUAUCCUCAUACGGGGGGAGCUAGAGAGGGACUUCACCGCUGCUAAGCGCAACAAGACCCUUUGGGAAAUUGUCAGUGCCAGAAUGAGGGACAGAGGCUACAUCCGAACCCCUGAUCAGUGCAAGUGCAAGUGGAAAAAUCUUCUCAAUCGAUACAAGGGUAAGGAGACAUCUGAUCCUGAGAAUGGUCGCCAAUUUCCAUUCUUCGAGGAACUGCAUGCGGUAUUCACUGAAAGAGCCAAGAAUAUGCAGCGCCUCUUACUUGAAUCGGAGGCAGGUUCUACCCAGGCAAAGAAAAGAAUGAGGAGAAUAAGCGCAGACAGAUCCUCAGAUGAAUUUUCUGAAGAAGAAGACGAUGACGAAGAUGAAAGUGAAGAGGAAAGGCAUGCUAGAAGCAUUUCUUCGCGCAAGAGGAAAGCUGACCGAGUUGUAUUGGAUAAAUCUCCUAGACCAAAUUCUGGCACUAGCAGUACUAGUAGUACUGGUCUCCAGGAAAUGCUUAGAGAAUUUUUUCAGCAGCAACAGAGGAUGGAGAUGCAAUGGAGGGAGAUGAUGGAGAGGCGUGCUCGCGAGAGGCAAUUGUUUGAGCAGGAAUGGCGGCAGUCAAUGGAGAAGCUUGAGAGGGAGAGGUUGAUGGUCGAACAGGCUUGGAGGGAGAGGGAGGAGCAGAGGAGGCUCAGAGAAGAGAGCCGAGCUGAGAGAAGGGAUGCCUUGUUAACCACUCUCUUGAACAAACUCAUAAACGAUAAUAAUCUCUGACCUGGAAAGUUUUAUCUCCUUAAAGAUGAAUAUACAAAAAGUUUGAUGAUAGUUAGGUAGCUGCUAGUGAAAGAAACUAGUAAUACUAUAAAAUGUAAUACAUAGAAACGUAUACAGGGAAUGUAUGUUCUGUUGCUAAUUGUUUGGGUAUAUAAACAGGUGCUUUUGUUGUAUUGAUUGAUGUGGUUUUACUUUAUGCAAAUGAUGCGUUCAUUCUUCA
This is a messenger RNA of Theobroma cacao (cacao), 1150 nucleotides long. Its product is annotated as trihelix transcription factor GT-3b-like. The record is from RefSeq and is a predicted model, not a curated record. Lineage: Eukaryota; Viridiplantae; Streptophyta; Magnoliopsida; Malvales; Malvaceae.